Macrobrachium nipponense is the source of this 846-nucleotide messenger RNA. RefSeq lists its product as uncharacterized. The transcript has 7 exons. The record is from RefSeq and is a predicted model, not a curated record. The coding region runs from base 100 to 588 and encodes 162 amino acids. Lineage: Eukaryota; Metazoa; Arthropoda; Malacostraca; Decapoda; Palaemonidae.
AGCUUGUCAGAGGGUUUUACUCAUCUGGAGAGAGCCUUGGCUUCUUUUGAGGCAGAAGACCCUAACGUUUCUAGGUUUGACAAAAUCAAGAGAGGAAUCAUGGAUUUGGUGACUUUCUACAAGGAGACCCUGAAGGAGAAGCAGACGAAGAGAAGUGUGCAGUCCAGGCUUGACACUUUCUUUCACAAGUCUCCAGUACCACCACCUCCCACUCCUAGUCCUGAAGUGGUGACAGUUCCAGAUCCCCCUGUACUACCUGUGACAGUUCCAGAUCUCCCUGUACUACCUGUGACAGUUCCAGAUCUCCCUGUACUACCUGUGACAGUUCCAGAUCCCCCUGUACCUGGACCCUCUGUAUCAGCCCGCCCACCUGCACGUGUACAAUCAGACCCCUUUGAUAGUGACAGUGACCCAGAUGACCCUGAGCCUUUCCAUGGUUUUGAUGCCUCGCCCUAUACAUCAGAUGUAGAUGUUCCCUCAUCAGUUGAUACAAGUAUCACCUCCCCAGAGCCCAAAUCAGUUGAUACGAGUAGUAUCACCUCUCCCAUUCCUUCAGACUCCCAAGCACCUGCCCAUCCCACUCCAUAGCCCAGCCACCCACUCUCAUGUACCAUAUGACCAUCCCAGUAAGCAAGCCAACCACUAGAAUUUGACUGGCAUGCACCUGUGACUUACAUAAACCAGACCUCUACAUAGCCUACAUGUCUUCAUUUUGCUGGAGACUGCCCAUCAUCCUAGCCUGUUAUCUGUGAUAAAGCACACUGAAGUUAGGUUUGGAAUGCAUCCUUAUCAUGAAUGCUCUACACCUCCACCUCCAUCUCCCACAACCUAGGUAACAGCUUUGAG